Messenger RNA from Apodemus sylvaticus (European woodmouse), 1389 nucleotides. It is a transcript of the gene Snupn, whose product is annotated as snurportin 1. The transcript is spliced from 9 exons. Gene Ontology annotation, molecular function: protein binding; nuclear import signal receptor activity. Gene Ontology annotation, cellular component: cytoplasm; nucleus. Bases 70 to 1146 code for a protein of 358 amino acids. Gene Ontology annotation, biological process: snRNA import into nucleus; protein import into nucleus. NCBI's taxonomy places the organism in Eukaryota, Metazoa, Chordata, Mammalia, Rodentia, Muridae. The record is from RefSeq and is a predicted model, not a curated record.
UAGGGCACCUAAUUGGUCAGUCCGCGUAGGCGCUGGCGGCGUGCGCGAGUGGUACCUUGGUGCGGGAAGAUGGAAGAACUGAGUCAAGCCCUAGCUAGUAGCUUUUCUGUGUCUCAGGAACUGAACAGCACAGCUGCUCCACACCCUCGCCUGUCCCAAUACAAGUCCAAGUACAGCUCCUUGGAGCAGAGCGAGCGGCGGCGCCAGCUGCUGGAACUGCAGAGAUCCAAGCGGUUGGAUUACGUGAACCAUGCCAGAAGACUGGCUGAAGAUGACUGGACAGGUAUGGAGAGCGGGGAAGAGGAAAAUAAGAAAGACGAAGAGGAAAUGGACAUAGACCCUGGCAAGAAGUUACCAAAACGCUAUGCUAAUCAAUUGAUGCUUUCUGAGUGGUUAAUUGACGUCCCUUCAGAUUUGGGGCAAGAAUGGAUUGUGGUUGUAUGUCCUGUUGGGAAAAGAGCUCUUAUUGUGGCCUCCAGGGGCUCAACCAGUGCCUACACUAAGAGUGGCUACUGUGUCAAUAGGUUUUCUUCCCUUCUGCCAGGAGGCAACAGGAGAAACUCAACAACAGCCAAAGACUACACCAUUCUGGAUUGCAUUUACAGUGAGGUGAAUCAGACCUACUAUGUUUUGGAUGUGAUGUGCUGGCGGGGACAUCCUUUUUAUGACUGUCAGACUGAUUUCCGAUUCUACUGGAUGCAUUCAAAGUUACCAGAAGAAGAAGGACUUGGAGAGAAAACCAAGAUUAAUCCUUUUAAGUUUGUGGGACUAAAGAAUUUCCCGUGUACCCCUGAGAGCCUGUGUAAGGUGCUGUCUAUGGAUUUUCCUUUUGAGGUGGAUGGACUGCUCUUCUACCAUAAACAGACCCACUAUAGCCCUGGGAGUACUCCUUUGGUGGGCUGGCUGCGCCCCUACAUGGUUUCAGAUAUCCUAGGUGUAGCUGUUCCAGCUGGUCCACUGACCACCAAGCCAGAAUAUGCUGGGCACCAGCUCCAACAGAUUAUCGAGCACAAGAGGAGCCAGGAGGACACAAAGGAGAAACUCACACACAAGGCUUCUGAGAAUGGGCACUAUGAGCUGGAGCACCUGUCUACUCCCAAGUUGAGGAGUCCUCCCCACAGCUCUGAGAGCCUCAUGGACAACUAAACUGGACAGCUCAUGAGAAACUGGGGCAGAGGACAUUGAUGAGAGCCAUCAGUGGCCUUAUUUCAGAGCAUACUUUCCAAACCCAUGCUGCCAAACACAGGUUGCCCCCCUGUCUAGAAUGUUGGCUCAAGACUGUUGGGGGUGGGUCUCUUUUGGAUGGAGUUGGAAUCCAGGUAGAUAUGAAUAUCUCUUGCUGUGUUAAGUAUAUCCUAGGUCCACAGUGUAAAUAUAUGUGAUUCUUAA